AUGACUGACUUUGAAAAAUCUAUAAUCAACGCUUGUCAAGAAGUUUAUCCAAAUUGUCCUCUCAGUUGUUGCUUUUUUCAUUUCGGUCAAUCAAUGUAUCGACAAAUUCAAUCUGUUGGUCUUCAAGCCACAUACAAUGACCCUGAUGAUCGUUCAUUAAAAAUGUACAGUCAUAUGAUGCUAGCGUUGGCAUUCGUACCUUUGGCUGAAGUACCUCGCAUUUUCUCGCUUUUGAAAAAUGACGCGCCUGAAGAUUUAUUACCAAUUUUGGAAUAUUUUGAAAAAAAUUAUGUUGUAGGAGUAAUAGCUAGAGGGCGAAGACGAGGAAUUCUUCCACGUUAUCCGCCAGAAAUUUGGAAUCAGCACCAAGCCGCUCUAACUGGUUCACACAAAACCAACAAUGUAAGUGAGGGGUGGCACAAUCGCUUCCAGCUUGUUAUUGGAAAACAUCAUCCAGAUCUUUACUCCGCUCUCGGUGAGAUCCAAAAAGAACAAGCUGAUGCUGAGAUAAUGAUCGCGGAGCUGAGUUUAGGACGAAAAGUUAGAGCACUACCAAAAAGAAAAUGGCGGGAUUUUCAAAAGCGAAUAAUGUCCAUUACUGCUGAAUUUAAUACAUACCAGCCGUUACAAUUUCUGAGGGCAAUCGCACAUAAUAUUGUUUUGUAA
Molecule: messenger RNA, 666 nt
Organism: Metopolophium dirhodum (rose-grain aphid)
Lineage: Eukaryota; Metazoa; Arthropoda; Insecta; Hemiptera; Aphididae
Exons: 1
Coding region: 1-666 (221 amino acids)
Source: RefSeq, a predicted model, not a curated record